This is a messenger RNA of Osmerus eperlanus (European smelt), 1221 nucleotides long. RefSeq names its product cold shock domain containing C2, RNA binding b (gene csdc2b). Gene Ontology annotation, biological process: regulation of mRNA stability. The transcript is spliced from 4 exons. Gene Ontology annotation, molecular function: mRNA 3'-UTR binding. NCBI's taxonomy places the organism in Eukaryota, Metazoa, Chordata, Actinopteri, Osmeriformes, Osmeridae. Gene Ontology annotation, cellular component: cytoplasm. Bases 331 to 780 code for a protein of 149 amino acids. The record is from RefSeq and is a predicted model, not a curated record.
CAUCUUCACACCGCGGAAUCUCCGCCAGCUGCGCAGCCUCGCCAUCCUGAACAUCAGGGUAUUCCGUUGGCCUACGCUAAUUCACCGGAGUUAUUUAUUUAUUUGAAAUUAUAUAAUAGGAACUGGCAAGACAUACACUCCCGUUUCCAACCGACACACGGACUUGAUAACUCCAAUUCAUUAAAACUGAAGUGGAUACCUGUCUGACAGCAACACCGCAGCAGACCCGGUAACCAGACCAGCAGACAGCAGAACAGUCAGUGUAAGGUCGUGGUAAAACACAAGAACGAGGAGUCUGUAGAAAAGUGCCCUGCCAACCACACUUCAGCCAUGGCUGACCCCUCGGAAACCCCGCUGCGCUCCCCCAGCACCCCCCUCUCUCUCUCCUUCCCUUUCCUGAGAGAGGGCAGCCGUGUAUGGGAGGGCGGAGCUCCACCCCUCCCCAGGGAGCUGCUUAGUCCUCUGCCAACCAAGCGCACCCGAACAUACUCAGCUACUGUGAGGGCCACUUCGGGACCAGUAUUCAAGGGCGUGUGUAAGAACUUCUCCAGGUCACAGGGUCACGGUUUCAUUCGCCCCUCUCACGGUGGUGAAGACGUCUUUGUGCACAUCUCAGAUAUUGAAGGGGAGUAUGUCCUGGUGGAGGGGGAUGAGGUCACAUACAAAGUCUGCCGGGUCCCCCCUAAAAACCUGAAGGUCCAGGCAGUGGAGGUGAAGAUAAUACAUCAAAACCCAGGAACCAAGCACGAGACCUGGUCUGGACAGAUAAUCAGCUCCUAGGCUUCGGAUCAGGCCUGUUGAGUCACACUGGGGGAGGGCAGGGGUGGGAAGAGGUGGAGCGGGAGGUGAGGUACUUCUGGGUGAAAAAAAACAUUGGGGGGAGUACUGAAUUUAGAUACUCUAUACUUCUCCUCCAUGCAUGCUUUGAGUUGACCAAAUUAAUUCAAAUGUAUUGUUUAUACAUUCCACAUAUUGAUGCAAGUCUACGAAAUGCAUGUGACGACGUUGAUGAGUGCACACACUGGAGAGAAGGAUAGAUAACCAGAAUUCAGUCUCAAUCUGUUAGGCAUAAGAGCGAGUACAGGAAGUAGAGAGAGGAAGAGGGGUAGAGAGAGGAUGUGGAAGGGGAGGCCCAGGCCCGUUUGGGAGGGGAAGAGAUGAGAGUGUAUGAACAGAAGUCGAACUGAGUUGAAAAAUCAUCGAUGGAAGCAUGGGUGGGGG